GGGUCCGGAGGGGCGCCCCAGAGGCCCGCGCAGCUCAGCAGAGGCCCGGCGCCAGCGCAGGCCCUCCCCGCUGUCGGCCCGAGGCAGCAUGGUGUGGGGGGCACCAUGGGGCCAGACAGAGUGACCGCCCGCGAGCUGUGCGAGAACGACGACCUGGCCACCAGCCUGGUGCUGGACCCCUACCUGGGCUUCCGCACGCAUAAGAUGAACGUCAGCCCUGUGCCCCCCCUGCGGCGACAGCACCACCUGCGCUCAGCGCUGGAGGCCUUCCUGAGGCAGCGGGACCUGGAGGCUGCAUACCGGGCCCUGACGCUGGGAGGCUGGAUGACCCACUACUUCCAGAGCCGGGGCCCGCGGCAGGAGGCUGCCCUCAAGACCCACAUCUUUCGCUACCUCCGCGCCUUCCUGCCCGAGAGCGGCUUUACCAUCCUGCCCUGUACCCGCUACUCCAUGGAGAGGAAUGGAGCCAAGAUCGUGUCCACGCGAGCUUGGAAGAAGAACGAGAAGCUGGAGCUGCUGGUGGGCUGCAUCGCGGAGCUGCGCGAGGCCGACGAGGGGCUGCUCCGGGCCGGCGAGAACGACUUCAGCAUCAUGUACUCCACCCGCAAGCGCAGCGCGCAGCUGUGGCUCGGCCCCGCCGCCUUCAUCAACCACGACUGCAAACCCAACUGCAAGUUUGUGCCCGCAGAUGGGAACGCGGCCUGCGUGAAGGUGCUGCGGGACAUCGAGCCCGGGGACGAGGUGACCUGCUUCUACGGCGAAGGCUUCUUCGGGGAAAAGAACGAGCACUGUGAAUGCUACACCUGCGAGAGGAGAGGGGAGGGAGCUUUCCGCCUGAGGCCCCGGAAGCCCUGCCCGCCGCAGCCGCUGGACAAGUACCAGCUCCGCGAGACCAAGCGGCGGCUGCUGCAGAGCCUGGGCGGCCGGCUGAGCCCCUGGGCCUGCGCCCACUCGUCGCCGCUGCGCCAGAACCCGUUCUGCGCUGCCUGCCAGCCCCUGCGCCCCCUGCCCUGUGGCACCGGCUCCGAUGCUGCGCCCCUCUGGGUCCAGUGGCUGCCGCAGCCCCAGCUAUGGGGGCGCCCCCGGAGGCGCAGGCGCCCCCCGCCCCGGCGCGCCCCCGCAUCCCCUGUUCUCCGUGCUGCCCGCGUGUCCCUGCACCGGUGGGGAGGCUGUGGCCCCCACUGCCGCCUGCAGGCAGAGGCCCUGGUGGCCCUGGGCGCUGCCCCCCGCACCCGCUGGACCCCCCAGCAGGACUGGCACUGGGCCCGGCGGUACGGGCUGCCUUACGUGUUGCGCGUGGACCUGAGCCACGUGGACCUGAGCCGCGCGGUCCCAGCCCCACCCGCCACUGCCACCCCCAGCCCCGCCCCCGCCAGGCCCCCGGGCCCCCUCCCCAUCCCCAAGCAGGCCCUGGCCUUUGCCCCCUUCUCCCCACCCAAGCGCCUGCGGCUGGUGGUCAGCCACGGCUCCAUCGACCUGGACGUCAACAGCGACGGGCCCUGAGGGGCCGGGCGGGCGCCCGCCUGGCUUCCCCAGCCCCGCGUUCUCGGGACUCACCGAUCUCCAGAAGGAGUGCUCGGGCCUCUAAGAGGCAGCUGACCCUUGACCCCAGCACAGCUCUGACCCGGGGGUGGGGUUGCGUUGGACACCCCCAGGGAUCGGACCCCUGAUCCUUUGUGACUGCUGACCCCUGAGCCACCCCAACCCCAGCAGGGAGCCCUGGCCAUUGCUGCCCCCCGCCCCAGCCUCAGGACUGAAGAUGCCAUUCCCUCCCCGCCACCUUCUCCUGCCCAGGGAGCAAAGCCAUAGGGGUGGGGCCACCCCUGGCGUCUCCCCAGAAGCCCAGCCUCUGGAGGAGGGGGCUGCCUCGGGGGAGACUGUCCCAGGGGGGGUGGGUCUGCUCUCAGCUCUGUGACUGUCUGAGGUGGGGGGCAAGGUGGGGGUGUCCACGCAUCCUCGCCACCCCCGUGGGUCUCAGGGAGGCCGGGUGUGACCUCAUCUUUCUCAUGGUGCUAUCCCUGGUGCUACUGGGGUGUGGGGGCUCCCUCCCCUCCCCCACACCAGAACGGGGUAUGUUGGGGGAUUGGAAGCACUUGAACUUUUUAUUUUAUUAAAACCUUGUUACAA
Eptesicus fuscus (big brown bat) is the source of this 2127-nucleotide messenger RNA. RefSeq names its product lysine methyltransferase 5C (gene KMT5C). The record is from RefSeq and is a predicted model, not a curated record. Gene Ontology annotation, molecular function: histone H4K20 methyltransferase activity; protein binding. Bases 106 to 1503 code for a protein of 465 amino acids. Lineage: Eukaryota; Metazoa; Chordata; Mammalia; Chiroptera; Vespertilionidae. Gene Ontology annotation, cellular component: nucleus. The transcript is spliced from 8 exons.